UUCAAACUCCUAAAAGUGAAACCAUGAGUGAAACUAUGAACUAUGACAGGAAAAGUUUGAAUUCUGUGCGCAGAUUGUCAGUAUCGACGAAAUAAUUCGAACGUGCUUUGUUUUAUUCCCUCUGUUUGUUUUGAUUUUUCCAUUCAUCAGCAAAAAUUUUCAUGAAAUCGUCUGUAUAAUCUACCCUCUGAAUAUGACUGCAGUCUAAGAAUUCAUUGAACAUCACCUCGUCAGGAACGUGUGAAGAAAACGUCGCUUUGGAAAAAUUGACUUGAUGUCGAGUGUCUUCGUUAACUAAUUAUUUUUCCAGUAAUCUUUCACGAAAGAAGAGGUAUCAUGAAGAAUCUGAAUAAUAAUCGACAUGUUUUCUACAAAUACUACUUGGAUCUCUGCCAGUUUCAUUGCUUAAAUCCAUCGCCUGCCAUCAAACAAGCAAUCAAAUGUAACGAAUUAAAUCUGUGCGGGGACCGAGUGCGAUCCGAAGAUUGGCAACUAAUUACCAAAGCUCUAAGCAAGGAUCUAAGUCUGGAAUCCAUCUAUAUUUGGAGCCGCUACUGCAGAGUGAAUCCAGCUUUUUUAAAAGAAGGUUUCAAGAGAAAAGCGUUAGUUAUGAGAAAUAUUCCUCCAUUUUUGCAACCCAAGAUCAUAUCUUCAUUAAUUAGCUCCCUUGCCCGAUGUUUCCAAAUCUCAAAAGCCCUUACAUGCCUCAAAUUACACUUCUUGCCUCUACUAAGCCAUGAUACAAAACUUCUUGCCGAGACAAUUGGCUCCUGCUCAUCCCUGCAGCACUUAUCUCUGUCACACUCUUGCCUCGGAGAUGAUGCAUGCAUUACACUCUGCAAGUCGUUGAAAGAUUGUUCAAAAUUAAACACAUUAAACUUGGCAGGAUGUCUGAUCACUCCAGUUGGUGCUAAUGCAGUUGCAAAUUUAAUUAAGGAGCAUUCGUCAAUUAGCUCCAGGGAAGUUUGGUCUCCGACUUCUCAUCCAGCCAACACAGAAGGAACAGUAAAUAGCGAUGGCUUGAAACGUAUCACUUUGAAUCAAAAUCCUAUGAUAGGAGAUUUGGGCAUAGAUCAUCUUGCUAUGCAUUUACUGGAUGAUGUGUGUCUGAAAGCAAUUGACUUACAAGAUUGCGGAAUCUCGAAUAUUGGAGGAGAGAUAAUUAAGUGUGUGCUGCAAGUGAACAGAGCACUUCAGAUAGUGGAUCUACGCUUCAAUGAUCUAGACUGUAUCAUAUUCGAUGAGAUUUUGAGCAUGCUGGUUUUGAACAACAGAAUUUCACCAGUGCAGUGGCAAUGGACGAAAAUUGAUCCUUUCAUCUCUUCAAAAUAUCAAAACUCAAGUGAUUGGUCUGAAUACGAUCAGCAACACCCCCUGUGUAAAUUAAACAUAAUCCAGAAUCUCACUAGUAUUGAAAAAUCGAAAAAUCAUCAACAUUCAAUGAGAAACAAAACCCCAAGUAUUGAGCCUGGUUUUUAUAAACAGAGGACGACCCAAGCCGUAGAAAAUGCAUUGAGAGAACCAAAUGGGGAAUUGAUCAUGGUAGAGAAAACAAUUCUGAUGGAAAUAAAUUCAACUCUUCAGAAAAUUAAUUUAUUCAUUCACCGACUUAACCUACCUCAAUUAAUUGCGAUUUUGAGAGAAAUUAAGGCUCAAACUGAAAAGUAUGAAACUCAGACUUUUCCCGACUCCAAGAUUGUGAAUGAUACAGAAAGGAAAGGCAGCGAUCGAGAAGAGAACUGUUCGGAUGAUAGCUACGGAAUGAAUAUGAAUGAAAUUUUCAAGAGGAAGCUGGAAAAAACGCUAAGUCUUGACUCUUCUUCAAAAAAAUGCAGCUGUUGUGAUAAAUUGUCGGAUCAGUUUCAAUCUGAUGAUCUUUUAAAGAAUAAAAGUACCAAAAAAGUCAAAGCAAAUUCUGAAACCUCGGAAGAUUUUUCCGAUCUUUUUAAGGUGUUAAGAAAAUUUAGCUCUGCCUUUUAUGUGCAAAAUUCCAAUUCACCUGUUCUAAGCUAAGAUAGCAAAGAGCCUUGCCCAUAAUAAUGCCAGGAUAAUGAAAUAAACUAAAUAUGUUACUUUA
Bemisia tabaci is the source of this 2077-nucleotide messenger RNA. RefSeq names its product centrosomal protein of 78 kDa. Gene Ontology annotation, molecular function: protein binding. Lineage: Eukaryota; Metazoa; Arthropoda; Insecta; Hemiptera; Aleyrodidae. Gene Ontology annotation, biological process: cilium organization. Gene Ontology annotation, cellular component: centrosome; ciliary basal body. The record is from RefSeq and is a predicted model, not a curated record.